AUGUCUACACUAGUGUUCUUAAACUCGUCAUUAAACCCUUUGUUGUACCUUUGGAAGAUCAGAGAAGAAAGGCAAGCGGUUAAAGAAACAUUAAGGCAAAUAUUCUGUCGUUCGAGUCAGUAGUGUAGUAUGCUUUUUCCCGCUGUUUACUGUUAAUUAAAAAUUCAUGCGAAAAUUGCCGUUUAACUAACUACAUUUGGGGAAGUAUUUUGAAAGCUAUGUUUCGUUUGGGUCGAGGUAAGUCCUGAUUUUGUCCACAUAGGUGUUUUUCUCGUUUGACCUUUGUUUUUACUUGUACUUGAAUUUUUGCUUAGCUCGCGGAUUUGCUUAAUGCCAUUUUAGGGAUUUUCUUCGCUUGCCAUUGUCAGAUGUUUGUUUUUCAUAGGUGGUCGUGAAAAAUAAGGGCUACAAUUAUUCCCUAAUUAUUUUAUCGGAAGUUUCGUAUUUACAAGUGAAAUCCUCUCAUUAUUCAAGGAUAUUGUCUCCAAGUUUUAUUUUCACGUUAACAGCAGUGACUAACAAUACAUUUGAAAUAUGCAAAAAUGCUAGCUAUUAUUGUUCAUGAAAAUAUGAAACUUGGAGAUAAUACCCCUGAAUAAUAAGAGGCUCUCGCUUGUAAACACAAAAUUUCUGAGAAAAUAUUAGCGAAUUGUAGCCCUUAUUUUACUGCCUUACAAUAUAUCAAUAACCUUGAAACUAAAAGGUCAUAUAAGAGGAAGGUUAAUCUCAAGUCUCUUAAAUUUUUAAAAAAUCUAUCGAGUGGUUCAAAACUUAUUGGCUUAUUUGCUAAAGCAGACCGAAAUGUUUGUAAAACCGCAAAUCCUUCUUUCUAGCAAUCGGCUGGCUAUCGGCUAUCUCCAUAAGUCUCACACACGUUUUUAAAAAGAUUGAAACUACUAUGAGGUGAAAUUGCAUGUCAAAACGCUUCGUUUUCUAAAGAAAACAGCUGAACAUCAAGAUUGUCCAUUUUUUACCGUUUUCUUUUUUUAACCAUAAAAACUUCAUCCCGACAUAUCUCGAUAACGCUCUUACAGAUGCCGCUAAUAAACUUCACGAACAUCGAGGCAGCUAUUUUUGGGAAAAAGAUUUUGUGAACGAUUUUGGAAGAACAGUUCCCAAUGCCGAGAAAUACUGCUGCAAGUGAAAUAGGUAAUGGCGUCAUUUCGUUGCUAUGACAACUCCGAUGUCAUUGCAACCCUGAUCAUAGCAAUUUUCAUCUUUAUCUAAUACAAUUGUGGUGGUAAUUAUUCCAAAUCUCUGUUUAUGGCGAUGUAUGGCGAUGUAUGGCGAUGUAUGGCGAUGCCCAAACUUGGGAGGUAUUGCCCAUGAAAAACUGUAUCGAGCCACCUUAAAUUUGUCUAGAGGAGGAAUUUUAUGUCGUCAGAAACAGCAAAGUUGAAUUGCAAUUAAUUGCAACGAGAACUUUUAUGAGAAUUAAUUUCCAUUAUUUUUUUUCGUCUUGGGUUUGUUUGUAUAAAUUGAGGGAUUUAUACAGAUAAAUUCCUAAUUAAUAGUUAUGAAUUCAAUUCAUUAUCCCCGCUCUUCCCUGCUGUGUUAUCAAGCCCUCCCCGCACUUUCAGUUUGUUGAAUAUUAAAGAGGGUUGUACGUUAAAUAAAGGUUGUUGAAUAAAAAAGGAAAAGAAAAGGUGUGAAUCAUAAAAGAAGAACAAAUAUAACAUUGCUCUUUUGUUUUUGUUGGACAUGAUAAUUAUAAAAAAGAAGACUAGUCAGUGUAAUCAAAUCACGAUGAAUAAUUUUAAAUUCAAUUCCAUGUAAAAAUUCUAAUAGUUUUUAUGCCAUCUAAACACUGUGCUCUUUCGUGUGUUUAAACUUGAGAGUGCGUCUCUUAUUUCGCUGAUAUCUUCAUUCACGACAUUUCACCUUGAUAUCCCUUAACUUGGACGCCAUCUCGGGCACUUAGAUACACAAAACGCUGCCAUAGCUGAAAUGAAUAAACGCUGAAAUUUUGCGCCAAAUUAAAGAGUAACUUGUUCGCUGAGAAAUUACCACGCACUUGGUUAAUUAAUUAGUUAAUUUAAAAGAUAGAAUGACACACUUCCACCCAUAUAAAAGGAAAUGAUACGUUAAACAGUACAGGCACCUGCAUAUCGUUGCAUCGCAGCCAAAUGGCGCUAGAAAAUUUUACUGAAGACGACAGCAAAACACUCGAAGAACUAUUCUGUACGGCGGAAUUUCUCAGAGGUGUAGAUGGCGAGCUUAUCUUUUUAUCAGCGCUAAAUAUUUUUCUUUCCAUCACUGCAUUUCUGGGGAACACUCUGAUCCUAGUUGCCCUACACAAGGAAACUUCACUUCAUACGUCGUCCAAACUGUUGUAUCGUAAUCUAGCGAUAGCUGAUCUGUGUGUUGGUAUCACUGCGGAGCCUUUGGCUGUGGCUUAUUGGACUUCUGUUGUCAACAAAAGAUGGAAUAUUUGCCAUUACACAAUUUUGGCAAUGGGUUUCUUCGCUUCUACUUUGUGUGGAGUGUCUUUAUUAACUUCGACUGCAAUAAGUGUGGACAGACUUCUCGCCUUGUUGCUGGGGCUCAGAUACAGACAAGUUGUAACUUUGAGAAGAACAUGUAUAAUCGCUUUUGGUUUCUGGUUUUUGUCCAUCGCUGUUUCAUCUACUUUGACAGUUUGGAAUAUUCUUAUACUUCUUUCGUAUAAUUACAUAGGUAUAACUUUGUGUUUAGUCACCACAGCCUUAGCUUACACAAAAAUUUUCUGUACUCUGCGUCAUAAUCAAAUACAUGUUCAGAACCAUUUUGCUCCUCGACAACCUAACCAAGAAAUUCCACUGAACAUAGCUCGAUACAGAAAGGCAGUGUACACUGCACUGUGGGUACAGGGAACAUUGGUUGUUUGUUAUCUGCCGCUUAACAUCGUGAACACGUACGCUUUGACAACUCAAAGAGGCUUUUCCUUAUCUGUUUACCUUGCAUGGCAUUUUAUGUCUACACUAGUGUUCUUAAACUCGUCAUUAAACCCUUUGUUGUACUGUUGGAAGAUCAGAGAAGUGAGGCAAGCGGUUAAAGAAACAUUAAGGCAAAUAUUCUGUUGUUCGAGUCAGUAGUGUAGUAUGCUUUUUCCCGCUGUAUACUGUUAAUUAAAAAUUCAUGCGAAAAUUGCCGUUUAACUAACUACAUUUGGGGAAGUAUUUUGAAAGCUAUGUUUCGUUUGGGUCGAGGUAAGUCCUGAUUUUGUCCACAUAGGUGUUUUUCUCGUUUGACCUUUGUUUUUACUUGUACUUGAAUUUUUGCUUAGCUCACGGAUUUGCUUAAUGCCAUUUUAGGGAUUUUCUUCGCUUGCCAUUGUCAGAUGUUUGUUUUUCAUAGGUGGUCGUGAAAAAUAAGGGCUACAAUUAUUCCCUAAUUAUUUUAUCGGAAGUUUCGUAUUUACAAGUGAAAUCCUCUCAUUAUUCAAGGAUAUUGUCUCCAAGUUUUAUUUUCACGUUAACAGCAGUGACUAACAAUACAUUUGAAAUAUGCAAAAAUGCUAGCUAUUGUUGUUCACUAAAAUGUGAAACUUGGAGACAAUAUCCCUGAAUAAUGAGAGGCUCUCGCUUGUAAACACAAAAUUUCUGAGAAAAUAUUAGCGAAUUGUAGCCCUUAAUUUACUGCCUUACAAUAUAUCAAUAACUUUGAAACUAAAAGGUCAUAUAAGAGGAAGGUUAAUCUCAAGACUCUUAAAUUUUUUAAAAAAUCUGUCGAGUGAUUCAAAACUUACUGGCUUAUUUGUUAAAGCAGACCGAAAUGUUUGCAAAACCGCAAACAAGAGCGCCUCGAUACAUGCCAAUCAUAUCCUUCUUUCUAGCAAUCGGCUGGCUAUCGGCUAUCUCCAUAAUCUCUCACGCACGUUUUUAAAAAGACUGAAACUACUUUAUGAGGUGAAAUUGCACGUCAAAAAGCCUGGUUUUCUAGAGAAAACAGCUGAACAUCAAGACUGUCCAUUUUUUACCGUUUUUUUUUUUUUUAACCAUAAAAACUUCAUUCCGAAAUAUCUCGAUAACGCUCUUACAGAUGCCGCUAAUAAACUUCACGAACAUGAGGUAGCUAUUGGAGGAAAAAGUUUUUGUGAACGAUUUUGGAAGAACAGUUCCCAGUGCCGAGAAAUACUGCUGCAAGUGAAAUAGGUAAUGGCGUCAUUUCGUUGCUAUGACAACUCUGAUGUCAUUGCAAGCCUGAUCAUAACAAUUUUCAUCUUUAUCUACUACAAUUGUGGUGGCAAUUAUUCCAAAUCUCUGUUUAUGGCGAUGUAUGGCGAUGCCCAAUCUUGGGAGGUAUUAACCAUGAAAAACUGUAUCGAGCCACCUUAAAUUGGUCUAGAGGAGCUAGGGAUUUUAUCACAUGUCGUCAGAAACAGCAAAGUUGAAUUGCAAUUAAUUGCAACGAGAACUCUUAUGAGAAUUAAUUUCCAUUAAGUUUUUUUCGUUUUGGGUUUGUUUGUAUGAAACUGAGGGAUUUAUACAGAUAAAUUCCUAAUUAAUAGUUAUGAAUUUAAUUCAUCAUCCCCGCUCUUCCCCGCUACGUUUUAAGCCCUCCCUGGGCUUUCAGUUUGUUGAAUAUUCAAGACGGUUAUUCGUUAAAUAAAGGUUUGUUGAAUAACAAAAGAAAAGGUGUAAAUCAUCAAAGAAGAACAAAUAUAACAUGGCUCUUUUGUUUUUGUUGAACAUGAUAAUUAUCAAAAAAGAAGACUAGUCAGUGUAAUCAAAUCACGAUGAAUAAUUUCAAAUUCAUUUCCAUGUCAAAAUUCUGAUAGUUUUUAUGCCAUCUAAACACUGUGCUCUUUCAUGUGUUUAAACUUGAGAGUGCGUCUCUUAUUUCGCUGAUAUCUUCAUUCAUGACAUCUCACCCUUGACAUCCCUAACUUGGACGCCAUCUCGGGCACUUAGAUAUACAAAACGCUGCCAUAGCUGAAAUGAAUAAACGCUGAAAUUUUACGCCCAAUUAUGGAGUAACUUGUUCGCUGAGAAAUUACCACGCACUUGGUUAAUUAAUUAGUUAAUUUAAAUGAUAGAAUGACACACUUCCACCCAUAUAAAAGGAAGUGAUACGUUAAACAGUACAGGAACCUGCAUAUCGUUGCAUCGCAGCCAAAUGGCGCUAAAAAAUUUUACUGAAGACGACAGCAAAACACUCGAAGAACUAUCCUGCUCGGCGGAAUUUCUCAGAGGUGUAGAUGGCGAGCUUGUCUUUUUAUCAGCGCUAAAUAUUUUUCUUUCCAUCACUGCAUUUCUGGGGAACACUCUGAUCCUAGUUGCCCUACACAAGGAAACUUCACUUCAUCCGCCGUCCAAACUCCUGUAUCGUAACCUAGCGAUAGCUGAUCUCUGUGUUGGUAUCAUUGCAGAGCCUUUAGCUGUGGCUUAUUGGACUUCUGUUGUCAACAAAAGAUGGAGUAUUUGUUAUAAAUCAAAUUUGGCAGCGAUUUUCUCAGGUUUAACUUUGGGUUCAGUGUCUUUAUUAACAUUGACUACAAUAAGCGUAGACAGACUUCUUGCCUUGUUGCUGGGUCUCAGAUACAGACAAGUUGUAACUUUGAGAAGAACGUGUAUAACUGCAAUCGGUUUUUGGAUUUUGUCCAUCGUCGCUUCAUCAACUUUAUUUUGGAAUUCUCUUAUAACUUCAUGGUGUCAAUACACAGGUAUAGCUCUUUUUCUAGUCACCACAAUCUUCGCUUACACAAAAAUUUUCUGUACUCUGCGUCAUAAUCAAAUUCAUGUUCAGAACCAUGUUGCUCAAGGACAACCGAGCCAAGCAAUUCCACUCAACAUAGGUCGAUACAGAAAGGCAGUCUACAGUGCACUGUGGGUGCAGGGAACUUUGGUUGUUUGUUAUCUGCCGUUUGCUGUAGCGGUCGCUUUUACACCUCAGAGAGGGAUUUCUAUGUCUGCUUACCUUAAUUACUAG
This is a messenger RNA of Porites evermanni, 5910 nucleotides long. The record is from the annotation of a GenBank genome assembly. NCBI's taxonomy places the organism in Eukaryota, Metazoa, Cnidaria, Anthozoa, Scleractinia, Poritidae.